Messenger RNA from Closterium sp. NIES-67, 213 nucleotides. NCBI's taxonomy places the organism in Eukaryota, Viridiplantae, Streptophyta, Zygnematophyceae, Desmidiales, Closteriaceae. The record is from the annotation of a GenBank genome assembly.
GAUGGAGGAGAGUGGCGAUGGCUGCAGUGACUCGUUCUGGACGCACACAGUGCUGCUGGUGCCCCACUCCGCACGCCAUGCUGCAUAGGCAGCUGCCUCAGACUGUAUGCAUUGCUGUGUGGCAUAAGGGCCAUUCACCGUGGGAAUGCCAUUAGUGCUGCUGUGUGUACUGCAUCCGCCAUGCUCCCAUCAUAAGACAUCUGGGGGAGUGUA